Messenger RNA from Eupeodes corollae, 4743 nucleotides. It is a transcript of the gene AdamTS-B, whose product is annotated as A disintegrin and metalloproteinase with thrombospondin motifs 7. Bases 1657 to 4713 code for a protein of 1018 amino acids. NCBI's taxonomy places the organism in Eukaryota, Metazoa, Arthropoda, Insecta, Diptera, Syrphidae. Gene Ontology annotation, cellular component: extracellular matrix. The transcript is spliced from 19 exons. Gene Ontology annotation, molecular function: metalloendopeptidase activity. Gene Ontology annotation, biological process: extracellular matrix organization; proteolysis. The record is from RefSeq and is a predicted model, not a curated record.
CAGUCUGAGUUUGAGCAUCAACAAGUUCGGCUGGCUCUGGAUAUAAUUCCCAUUGAUUUGUAUUUGGAUUUGAAUUUGGAAUUGGAUUUCUGUGCAACGUCUUGAGAAGAGAUUGAGAAAUGAGAACUAUCUUUGUAUAAAAGCACAAAGUAUCAGCAACAAUUCUCCAGAGUAUUUUUCGCUUGUCAUCGGCGCCGUUCCGUCAUCAUCGCCGCAUCGCCGCUACAUCGUCGUUGUAGUCGUUUUGUUUUAAAAAGUAAGCGUUUUCUUGUGUUUUUUAUUUCGCGGUUGGUUUUUUUGAUAUACCUAACAUUUUGUUUGUCGCUUGUUGUUGUUGUUUUAAUUUCUGCGGCUUCUGUUCUUCGGUUGGGUAAAUAAAAAGUAAUGCACGCCGCCGCAUCGACGCCGCCGCCGACGUCGCCGCUGCUUUCGUCUUUGUAGAGAUCAAUUUAAAAUGUUUACCAUUAAUUUGCAAUCUUUUUGAGUGAUUUUAACUGAAUUUAAAAAAUCAAUUUUGAUUAAUUCCAAUCAGACGCUUUUGAGGGCAUUGAAAAUUCAUUUAAUUUCGGAAGUUUUCAAUUGUAUUUCACCAUAAUAAGGCGCAGAUGUUUUGUUUUAAAUUCACUUUAUCAAAAUAUUGAUUUUUUUAAAUGAAAUUGAACUAAAAACGCAUAAAGAUGCAGAAUUUUUGAGUGAUGGUGUGUUUGUAAAUAAAAUAAAAUAAAAAACAAAGUAUCUGUCUCGAUCUCGAACUCGAUAGUCGACAGUAGACAACAACAUCCUGCUGAAAAGCACAUGUUUUUAUAAAAUUGUAUUUUAACUCGGAAGUAAGUUUGUUUUAUUUGCUUUGUAUUUGUUGUUGUUUAAAAGAAAUUCAACUUAAGAUAUCAACUCAAAAAAAGAUGAUGAAAGUCUGAUUGGUAGUUGAGUGAUUUUCCUUUUUGAGUUUAAAGCAAUUUCAAAAGUGACGAUAUUUUAAAGGACUUACGGGUACCUAUAGAAACACCUACCUUUCAACCUAGUCUAACGCUCAUGCAAUCUGAAGACUGCAGUGAAGUUUAAUUUUUGUUUUUUGAUUUUUGUGAAUGUGAAAUUUUGUGUAAAGACUUAUUUUUUUUGUAACUUCUUUAUAUGACUAGCAAGUAAAUUGAGUUGGCGUGUAGUACCUAUACCUAUCUACUUAUACUGGGUUAAUUUUUGCAGCACGAUCUUUCACUGAAAACAGAGAAGAGAGUAUCUACCUAUUUAUCUUUUCUUAAAGUUGGAGCUUCAACAAGAAAACCAUCGCCCCUGUCAGCGUAUUCAACAAAUCAACUUUUCAAUAAAUCACUUAAUUUUCGACUGCAUCCCAAUGUCUUUGAGAUGUUUGACAUAACAAGAAAAAUCGCCAAACUUAUUGAUAACGGAUGAUUCAAAAUAUACACAAAUCGUAUGCCCUACAAAACAUCUCAUACAAAAUUUUACAAAUUAAAUUUAAUACUCAAUUAAUUUUAAUUUAAGAAGCAAACUUAAACCAUAAUAAUUUAUAUAUAAAUUUAAUUUAAUAUAAUUAAAGUUUAUUUAUUUAAAUUUAAAAAUAUUAUUCCAUUAAAUAUAAAUACAAAACUAUUCUAAAUAAUUCGACACAUAGUCAAUAGUUAAUUUAAUGCAAACAACAUGGAUGCGAAUAAAUUGUCAUUUUUGUAUAUUUCAUCGAUAAUUUGUUGUUGGGGUGUUAUUGCCGAACAGACGUUAUAUGGAAAACACUCUGAUGAACUGAUCUCUGGAAGACUAGUUACACCACGAAAGGUGAAUCGACAUGGCGAACACGUGUCGCAUAAUCUGACGCAUCAUCACGAUAGAAACAACCCAGAAGACUUACACUUUCACAUAGAUUUAGAUAAGGAAACACUUCAUUUGGAACUUGAACCUCAUACUUAUUUUAUGGCUCCAAAUUUAAUAAUAGAACGACACCGCAGAGACCUCCGAUUUCGUAAGAAACCAAAAAAAAAUAUUAACUGUCAUUAUCAUGGGAAAAUUCGUGGGCAUUCCGGAUCAAAUGUGGCUUUGUCGGCAUGCGAUGGAUUGGUUGGCCACAUCAAAACGAAGAACAGCGAAUACUACAUUGAGCCAUCCAAGCAUCACGAAAAAGAUCCCAAAACCGGGCAUCAUCCACACGUUGUCUUCCAUAGAUCUUCACUUAAAGAAAAGAAAAAGAAAAACCGCAACAAAUCCAACAACAAGAAGAAACAUCACAUCAACAAUUGCGACACCAAAGAGCCCCGCAGACACACCGAGACCCGGAUCGAAUGGCAAUCGCAGGGCAAAGUCAUUGUUCAAGGUGGUAGAAAAGUACGACAUCGUCAGCGCCAGGCUAAGUCUCAUUCUCAUUCCCAUUCUCGACCUCAACAAAACCAAAACCAAAGGCAAAACCAGACAGCGGUGGCGGCAACGACGACUACGAAACCAACGGAUGCUGCAGAAAAUAGUCCACGUCUGCAACGCCAUCACCAUCAACAUCAGCAUCAACAUCACCAUCACCAGAAAGACCGUCUGCGCAAGAAACGUUCAAUUAGCAGCCCACGUCAUGUAGAAACGUUGAUUGUGGCCGAUUCGACGAUGGUAGCGUUCCACGACGAUGUCGAGACCUACCUCCUGACCAUAAUGAAUGUGGUCUCAUCGCUGUACAAAGACCCCACCAUUGGCAAUUUCAUUGAGGUGAUCGUGGUGAAGAUCUUGCUGAUUGAAGAGGACGAGGCACAUCCGGAUUUGAAUUUAACCAACAUAGCUGGAUAUAAUUUGGAUAAAUUUUGCGAAUGGCAGUACAAACUGAAUAGUGACAGCGAUGAGUAUGAUCCGUACCAUCACGAUGUUGCCAUUUUAAUCACUCGAAUAGAUAUCUGCGGAAAAGAUUGCGGGACGCUGGGCGUUGCAAAUUUGGGUGGAAUGUGCAAGCCAACGCAAUCGUGUAGCGUCAACGAGGAUAAUGGGAUUGCGCUGUCGCAUACGAUUGCCCAUGAAUUGGGCCACAAUUUUGGCAUGUUCCACGACACAAUGAAAAUUGGUUGCUCUGGUCGAAGUGGUUCCAUGGUGCAUAUUAUGAUGCCAGAUUUUCAAUCAGAUAGCUUUCAAGUAUCCUGGUCGAAUUGCAGCCGGAAGUACAUUACAAAUUUUCUAGACCAAGGACUUGGCAAUUGCCUCGACAAUACUCCUGCAAUGGAAGAGUACAAAUACCCUGACUUGCCUCCUGGAGCCAUGUAUAAUGCAGAAGUUCAAUGUCGCCUACAAAACAACAUUACCGACGAAAGUAUUGCUCUAUGUCAAACACAACAUUUAAUAUGUUCUCAACUUUGGUGCAGAAAGAAUGAAGAUGAAUGUAUUUCAAACAUGGUGCCAACUGCCUCGGGAACAAGUUGUGGCAAACAUAAGUGGUGUCAAAAUGGUCAAUGUGUACCAAUGGAGGAGGUCAGUCCUCGUGAUGGUGGUUGGGGUAAUUGGUCACAAUGGAGUGAAUGUUCUAGGUCGUGUGGAGGUGGAGUUUCUAUUCAACAAAGAGAAUGCAACAAUCCUGUACCUGCAAAUGGUGGAGUAUUUUGCAUAGGCGAAAGACGAAGAUAUAUAAUUUGCAAUAAGGAACCUUGUCCUGAAGGAGAACCCUCAUUUCGAGCACAACAAUGCUCUUACUACAACAGUAUUCCCUAUCGUGGUGAAUUCUACAAAUGGCUUCCAUAUUUCGAUAAAUUUAAUCCUUGCAAAUUAUUUUGUACGGAUGUUGAGGGAACAGUAACUGAAAGUUGGGGUGAUAUGGCCGCCAAUGGAACACCUUGUCAAUUGGGCACAAACAAUAUUUGUAUUGAUGGAAUAUGUAAGAAAGUCGGCUGCGAUUGGGUUGUAGAUUCUGAUAUAGAAGAAGAUCGUUGUGGAGUUUGUGCUGGAAAUGGAGAAAAUUGCAAACCUGUUGAGGGAAUUUUUGUUGAUGACUUUAAUGUAACUGGUGGUUAUGUGGAAAUUAUAACAAUUCCAGGAAAAGCUCGUCAAAUUGUCAUAAAAGAAGUAAGCAACUCAAAAAACUUUUUAGCUAUUGGAAAAGCCAACAGCAGUGAAUUCUAUUUAAAUGGAAACAGACAAAUUUACAUGCCUGGAGAUUAUACUAUCGCCAAUGCAGAAGCUCUUUAUGAUCGUGUCGAUCAUCAAGAAACCAUAACCAUACCUCAUUCAAUCGAGCAUUCCAUAACUUUAUAUGUAAUUGUUACAUCAUCAAAGCCAAAUAAAGGCAUUUACUAUGAAUUCACUUUGCCAGUAAUCAAUACAACAUCUGUGCAAGAUUACACGUGGAAAUUAAGCGAUUGGACAGCGUGCACAGCAACAUGUGGAGGUGGAGUCCAAUAUCGAAUACCGUUGUGUUUUGAGAGUGGUAAAUCCAUAAACGAAGAAGAACUCUGUUGGUCAAAUGCCAACAAUUCAAUCCCACAGCGAAUAUCUCGUCGAUGCAAUGAAAUUCCAUGUCCGGCCCAUUGGUGGAUUGGUCAGUGGCAACUUUGUUCAGUAACAUGCAAAAUUCCCGGCUCUCCAAGUCCAGUGAAACGACGUUCGAUUAUGUGUCUCGACCAAAACGAUGAAGUUUUAGCCGAGUCAAUGUGCAAUAAUGCAACCCGCCCAGUUGAUGUCGAAUCAUGUGGCUUAAGUAUUCCAAUUUGUAGCAGCGACAUGAAAAAUGAUAUUUUGCUUGACUAGAAUUUAAUUCUUAAUUAAAAACAAAAUCAA